AUGGGCUCCACCCUGGCCUGGGGGCCGGGUCACCCCCCCCGGAGCCCCCUGGCCCGGCCCGGGUGGGGCCCCGGGGCCCAGCCGUGGGGAGAGGAAGGCCUGGUCCGGUGGGCCCUGCCCCUUUCCUCCCCCGGGACGGAGGCCGUGCCCCCCAAGGGGGCCGGGACGGCGGGGCCUGGGCCUGGCCCUCGGGGCCCCGGGCCUCCCCGGCCUGGCCUGGAGUUUCUGCUGGAGCUGGAGAGGAGGGGCCAGUGCGACGAGGCCCACCUGGGGCCCCUGAUGCAGCUGCUGCGCGUGCUCUCCCGGCAGGACCUGCUGCCCCGGCUCUCCCUCAAGCGCGCCCGCCCAGUGUCUCCUGAGCGCUACAGCUGUGGUCCGUCUGGCUCGGAUGGAGAGAGGCCCGAGAGUAGCUGUCUGGGCUCCGCCAGUACAACAUCCCAGCGGGCUCAGUGGGAGGCAGGUUCCCCUCCUGGGAAAAGGCAAAGGAGAAGUCUGGGCCGGUCCAGCGCCGGAGGCAGACGGCGACGGGCCCCCCAGGGAGCUUCGAGGUCCAAAAAUCCUGUCUCUUCUCCCACUGCGAGCAAAGUGACCUGUGACAUCCGCCUCCGCGUCCGGGCCGAGUACUGUGAGCACGGGGCGGCCCUGGCCCAGGGGGUGGUGUCCCGGCGGCCCCAGUCGGUGGCCCGCCAGCUGGACCUGUUUGGGCAGGCCAUGGCCGUGCUGAAGUCCCGGGACCUGGGUUCGGUGGUGUGCGACAUCAAGUUCUCUGAGCUGUCUUACCUGGAUGCUUUUUGGGGGGACUACCUGAGCGGGGCCCUGCUGCAGGCCCUGCGGGGCGUCUUCCUGACCGAGGCCCUCCGCGAGGCUGUGGGCCGGGAGCCUAUCCGCUUGCUGGUCAGCGUGGACGAGGGCGAUUACGAGGCCGGUCGGCGCCGUCUGCUGCUGCUGGGUGGCCGGCCCCCCGGGGGAGCACAGGCCCUGCCGCCACGCUGACUCGACCCCACCCAGGGCGCCGCCGGCUGCUGCCCUUGGACACCUGGGGAGGGAGCACGGCUGCCCUCCCCCAGACCCUCAUCUGACUCCUUUCUGGGCCAACUAGGAGGCGUGAGGGCGAGUCCCCUCCUCGCUGUGGGUGGGCUGGUGGGGCCCAUGAUGCUGGAACCCGGGAGGGGGAGGGGGUCUUCCUUCUGUUCUCCCCUAGUUCUGGCAAACCUGGGAUAGCUCUGCCAGUGAGGAGGAGUGCAUAUGCAGGAAUGGCUCCUGGAGACCUCUUAGGCCUCCCCCGCCCCUAACUCCCACCUCCCAGGCUUUUGUAGACACAGGCCCUGCUGGGCCCAGGCCCCUCUCCCCUAACCCAGAAACACCCCGUUCCCUGGGGGCUCCUGCCUCCCUGCUGGGCCAGGGCUCUAGGAGGGGCCGGGGCUUCAGAGUGGGCACUUGGCAUUCAUCUGGGCCAACUCCUGUGCUUUAUAGGUCAGGAAACUGAGGCCCAGAGAGGGCCGAGGGAUCGGAUCAAGCGGAUGGGAUUUAGAGGCGGGUCUGUGACUCCCAGCCCACAGCUGAUGUCUAAACCCCGGCCUUUGCAUCAGGGUCCAUAGCUUCUGUGAGAGGUUGGAACCACACUCCUGGACCUAAGGCCUCCUGAGCCUCAGUUUCUCCUUCUGUAGAAUGGAGUUGGAUUCUCUGGCCAUAGCAGUGCUUGGAAGAACCCUUUGAGGCGAUUUCAAAGGGCAGCCCCCUCAUGUGGGAAGAAGGAAGGGGGGGCAGAAGGGAGGAAGAACUUGCUCAAAGUCACAAGUUUUCAGUGGAUUUCUGUGUCUGUGACAGACUUGUGACUUUGAGCAAGGAUGCCACUUGUAGACAUCCGGGUGGCUGGGCUGGGAGUGGCGGGCCAGGGGGCCCAGGGUCCAGGGAGGCAGAGCCGGGGGCUGGAAGCCCAUGAGCCUCGGCCGGGAAGGCCCCAGAGGAAACCACCAAUUCUGCUCGAGACUUCGGUUUCUGCAUCUGGAAAACGGGUUCUGGAAGAAAUUCGGGCAGGUCCAAACUCCCGCCGUCCGUGCGUCUUGAGAGGAGGAUGUUGGCGUCAGGCCUCGGCCUGCGAACCCAGUGCGCUCCCGCCAGUUUUCUUGGGUUUGGUGUCUCGGUGCUUGGAGCUGGCCCAGGCUUGGUCCCGUGGGGGCUGCACCCGCUAGGGCUGCUGGGUGCCCAAGGCCCAGAGACCCCUCAGAUGCACCUUCGACUUUCCAAAUCAUAGAAUGGAGGGUGGCUGGGGCUUUCCAACACCCUUCUCCCAGCCACCUCUCGGGCAUCCAGUUAGUGUGUGUGUGUGAGGGGAGAGGCGGUGGGCACACGGGAGUGUGGUGGGGGCCGGGCUGCUGGAGAAGGCCACUGGGGAUCAAUAAAGAAGAGGCCUGGGAGAGGCCGAGCUUGGAAAGGAAGAUGCCUCUGGGCCUGUUU
This is a messenger RNA of Sarcophilus harrisii (Tasmanian devil), 2457 nucleotides long. RefSeq names its product death effector domain containing 2 (gene DEDD2). Gene Ontology annotation, cellular component: nucleolus. Gene Ontology annotation, biological process: extrinsic apoptotic signaling pathway via death domain receptors; apoptotic process; regulation of apoptotic process. The record is from RefSeq and is a predicted model, not a curated record. Bases 1 to 993 code for a protein of 330 amino acids. The transcript is spliced from 4 exons. Lineage: Eukaryota; Metazoa; Chordata; Mammalia; Dasyuromorphia; Dasyuridae. Gene Ontology annotation, molecular function: protein binding; DNA binding.